Molecule: messenger RNA, 2468 nt
Organism: Lycium ferocissimum
Lineage: Eukaryota; Viridiplantae; Streptophyta; Magnoliopsida; Solanales; Solanaceae
Product: putative clathrin assembly protein At1g03050
Exons: 3
Coding region: 361-2115 (584 amino acids)
Biological process (GO): clathrin coat assembly; vesicle budding from membrane; clathrin-dependent endocytosis
Cellular component (GO): clathrin-coated pit; clathrin-coated vesicle
Molecular function (GO): 1-phosphatidylinositol binding; phosphatidylinositol-4,5-bisphosphate binding; clathrin heavy chain binding
Source: RefSeq, a predicted model, not a curated record
GUCGUAUGUAAAUAUUUCCAUUAGCCUCCCGAAAAAUGCGGCUAAAGUACAGAACACUUCUACGGUUAUUAGAUUCAGUUAAUUAAGCUGAGAGAAAAACAAGAGGGAGAAACAGAAAAUUUAAUCACAAGAGAAGAGAAGAAGAGCUGCAUAUACCUCAUUUAGGUUUCUCCCUUUUCAUCUUCUUUCUCCAACUCCAAUAUUUCUUCAUUCUUUUGAUUAUUCUCUCAUUGCAAACCUGAAUCUUUCAAACAUUCCCAUCAGUCUUUCACAAAAAUUCAAUAUAACAUCAGGUUAACACUGCCAUCCUUGUGAAUUAAUUGAAGAGAAAAAUAAUUUCUUUUUUGAGGCUUACAACUCAUGGGUCCAAGCAAGCUUAGAAAAGCAAUAGGGGCAGUGAAGGACCAAACGAGCAUAAGUUUGGCCAAAGUUGGCAGCAGCGCCUCCUUGUCCGAUCUUGAAGUAGCCAUUGUGAAGGCAACACGACACGAAGAGUACCCACCGGAGGAGAGGCAUAUAAGGGAAAUUCUAAGCUUGACUUCUUAUUCUCGAGCCCAUGUUGGUGCAUGUGUCAGUUUCCUUUCCAGACGCCUUAGCAAGACCAAGAAUUGGGUUGUGGCGCUCAAGGCACUCAUGUUGAUCCAUAGGCUGCUGUGUGAUGGUGAUCCAUCUUAUGAGGAAGAGAUUUUCUUUGCCACAAGGCGUGGAACCAGGCUUCUUAACAUGUCUGAUUUUCGUGACUCAAGAUCUAAUUCAUGGGAUUGUUCUGCAUUUGUACGAUCGUAUGCUUUGUAUCUUGAUGAACACUUGGAGUUUAAGAUGCAGAACCGCAGAGGAAAACGCAGUGCAUUCGCGUACAACGAUGAUGAAGAAGAGGUCCGUCAUAAUGCCAGGGGAAUGAAAGCCACUCCUUUGAGGGAAAUGAAGAAUGAUCGAGUUUUCUCAAGGAUUCAUCAUCUCAUGCAGCUUCUUGAGCGAUUCUUAGCUUGUCGACCUGCAGGUUCGGCAAAGAACAACAGGGUCGUGAUUGUGGCUCUUUAUCCAUUAGUAAAGGAAAGUUUCCAGCUAUACUAUGAUUUAACAGAAGUCACGACUAUCCUGUUUGAUAAGUUCAUAGAACUAUCAAUCCCCGAUUCUGUAAAGGUUCUUGAGAUUUUCUUCAGAAUUAAUAAGCAAUAUGAGGAGAUCGAGCAGUUCUACGAUUGGGGUAAAACAGUUGGAAUUGCACGCACUUCUGAAUAUCCAGAUAUUGAGAUCAUUCCACCAAAAAAACUCGAGCGUAUGGAUGACCUUAUACGAGAAAAGUCCUUUAUGGAACAGACCAGGAAGGCAAUGCGCAACGAACCAACUGCUGAGCACGUUGAAGAAACUAAAAGGCAAGAACCUAAAACUGAACCGGAAGAGGACAUGAAUGCAAUUAAGGCAUUACCAGCACCAGAGGUACCCGAAGAAACAGAAGAAAGUACAGAGGAAGAGGAAAAGAAAGAGGUGGCGAAAACCCAAGAAGUAGGAGACUUGUUAAACUUGAGUGAAGAUGUUCCAACUUCAGAAGAACAUGGAGAUCAACUGGCAUUAGCGCUGUUUGAUGAUGGUCAAGCAACGACCAAUCCUGCAACAAGCAUUUCACCAUGGCAGGCAUUCAACGAUACAGGAGAUUGGGAGACAGCACUGGUUCAGUCUGCGAGUCAUUUGUCAAACCAGAAGGCCUCCCUCCCCGGAGGCUUUGACUCAUUAAUGCUUAAUGGAAUGUACCAACAAGGAGCAGUGGCUCAGGCAGUAGCCUGCUCAGGUGUUGUGGCUACUGGAAGUGCAAGCAGCGUCGCACUUGGCUCAGCAGGACGGCCAGCAAUGCUAGCAUUGCCUGCACCUCCGAUCGCAAAUGGUGGAGCUAGUACAGCGGUACCAGGCACAGAUCCGUUUGCAGCAUCACUGGCAAUAGCUCCACCAGCAUAUGUUCAGAUGUCAGAGAUGGAGAAGAAACAGAGACUGCUAGUGGAAGAGCAGUUAAUGUGGCAAGAGUAUCAGAAAAAUGGAAUGCAAGGUCAGGUUGGAUUUGCCACGGCACAACCAAACCCUUACCCUUACAACAUUGGUGGUUACAGGCAAACUUUCUAAAGUUUUCAAUAAUAAGAUACACAACAAUGUAAUGUCAUUUUCCCUGUGGUCAGCGGUAUCUCAGUAAAAACGCAAGACACGAAAUUCAAUAGAAAGAAAGUGGCAUUCUGGAAGAAGAGCAAUCCAAGCUCACAUCUAACCAGUGUCUGCAUUGCCAGCUGUCUCAGAAAGUCAGCUAAGCUACAACAUUGAGAUAUGAGAACUGCAAAAACUACAUGUAGACAAUAUCCAUUAUCAGUGUACAGAAUGCAACAUUUUCUUAAAACAAAUUGCUAGCGUCGCCUUAUUCUUUCUACUAGGAAACAGCCUCCCUACCCGUCACAAGGUAGGGGUAAGGUCUGCGUACACUCUAC